AUGAAUAUCAACAAUAACGACGAAACUUCUCGAGGCCAAGAGCUGGAAACACGGGCUCAACCAUGGAAGAAAUGGUUCAUUCCCGAGAAACCAGUGUCGACAGACUAUGGUCAGAAACCGGUCGUUCUCAGCUCCGGCGACGGCCAGGGAAGCCUUCCUACUCCUCUACGCGAUACCGACCUCAGCCAGCCCAAGCCAAGGGUUGAACUUGACGCAAAGCAUUUGGCCAAGUCGGAAUAUCCUUCAAUUGGCGGCCACUGA
Molecule: messenger RNA, 261 nt
Organism: Colletotrichum orchidophilum
Lineage: Eukaryota; Fungi; Ascomycota; Sordariomycetes; Glomerellales; Glomerellaceae
Exons: 1
Coding region: 1-261 (86 amino acids)
Source: RefSeq, a predicted model, not a curated record